CUUUGAGAGGCACUCGCCAACAGCCAAAAGGCGAAAGGUGUGUGCUCCCCUAUUCCCUGUGGUUGGGAUUUAGGGUUCUUAGGGCCCGGCGAGCUAGAUCUGGGAUGCGCUAGGCGAUUCCAGGAGCGGGCGAGCAAUGUCGGGGGCCGGCGCCGAGGUUCUGGACCGGGAUUUGCUCUUCAAGAAGCUCAAGGCGCGGCCGGAGAACAAGCUGUGCUUUGACUGCAAUGCCAAGAAUCCGUCGUGGGCCUCCACAACGUAUGGAAUUUUCGUGUGCCUUGACUGCUCCUCGAUGCACAGGAGCCUCGGUGUCCACAUUAGCUUCGUGAGGUCCACAAUCCUAGACUCUUGGAGUCAAGAGCAUUUAAAACUCAUGGACUUUGGUGGCAAUGCCCGAGCGCAGACCUUCUUUAAGCAGCAUGGGUGGACCGAGAGUGGUAAGAACGAGUCCAAGUAUAAGUCUAGAGCGGCUGAUCUCUACAGGCAGCUUCUUGCCAAAGAAGCCGCCGCUUGUAACGGACGUUCCUCGACAAACUCCAAGGUUCCGGACGAGAAAACUAGCGAUGAUUCUUUCUUCUUCGACAAUUUUGCUCCUCCAGCAGUAACAGCAGCAGGAGCUCCAGCUCCAAUUCCGGCUGCUGCUACCACCACCACUACUGUUUCUUCAAGGAAGCCUGCGCAAGUUCUCGCAAAGAAAAACGGCGUGACCAAGUCCGGUGGCCUGGGAAUCAAGAAGCUCACAGCCAAGACAAAUGAUAGUCUUUACGACCAGAAGCCAGAAGAGAUUCCUCCUGCGGUGUCCCGAGCGCCCGCUCCUGUCCCUGCGCCCCAGCCUCGAAUUGCGCGUUUUACUUGGAAAGACGAGGAGUCGUCAAAGUCCACAAAUGGGCAUAUUUCGGCGCCAUCGGCUAAUGGAGACUUUUUCUCCCAGUUCUCUAAUGGAAACCACAAGUCGUCUGCUAGCACUGCCCGCUCCAAACAUGUCGAAGAAAGCAACGAGGCACAGAAGAAGUUCGCCAACGCCAAAUCGAUAUCGUCGUCCCAGUUUUUCAACGAAAACAAGGUCACCACCGUCGAUGCUGACAGCCAAACGCGUCUCAUGAAAUUCUCGAGCUCCUCGUCAAUUUCCAGCGAUGAUUUCUUCGAGCGCCAGAAGCGAUACCAACAAGAUGGCGACUCCGAUCCAACCGAUCUCGAUCUAUCCGCCGCCGACGUUGUGGCGAAAUUUUCCAUGCAGGUCCUCUCAAUCCUGGGAGCUAACUGACGGUGGGGAGCUCGAUGGAGACAAUCAUUAUUUUAUUCUUUCCCGAUUCGUUGUAAAAAAAAUGGAUUGAUUCUCAAUAAUUCUGGUCGAAAAGAAUAUUUUGUGCA
This is a messenger RNA of Selaginella moellendorffii, 1371 nucleotides long. RefSeq names its product probable ADP-ribosylation factor GTPase-activating protein AGD8. The coding region runs from base 137 to 1264 and encodes 375 amino acids. The record is from RefSeq and is a predicted model, not a curated record. Gene Ontology annotation, biological process: COPI coating of Golgi vesicle. NCBI's taxonomy places the organism in Eukaryota, Viridiplantae, Streptophyta, Lycopodiopsida, Selaginellales, Selaginellaceae. The transcript has 7 exons. Gene Ontology annotation, molecular function: GTPase activator activity.